AUGGCCACACUUCUCGUCGAUUUGAAGCUAGCUGCUAGUGGAGAGGCAAUAGCUCGGGUACAAGGCGACAACGAUACAUCGAUCAAAUGGAUUAUCGCUAAAAAGAGGAUUAAAGCACCAAGAAUGUUUAGACUUUUCGAUUUCGAAGCAGAAGAGGUUCAAUCAAACUCAUUCCAUCCGAGUGGCGUUGCGCCGUUUCCACAUUUACAGAAAGAACUUCGCGAUUCGGUGCUGAUCGAUGCCGGUGAAGUGCUUUGGCUUUGGUCAGAAGUCACUCCAAGUACCCAUGUUUUAGAAACAGGAUUAAGAUAUUGGGAUAAACGAGUUGGGCCUUGCACAGUCGUAGAGAAAAGAGCUGAACCACCAGAGUUCGUUGCUCUUUUCCAGGAAUGGGUUGAGUGGCCAAAAGAAGAAAUAACCAGUCCUGACUCAAGUCCUCCACGUGCUUUAAACGAAUGUCUAUCGGAGCGGCGGCGCACGUUCACCCCGUUUCAACUUCGAGAUCGGGACUCUUUGCCGCCAGGAGUGGAUCUUUCUCGAUUGCACAAGUACCUCACCGAGGAUGAUUUUGAGAAGGAAUUCGGGAUGUCACCGAAAGAUUUCUCGGGUCUUCCCCAAUGGAAACAAGUUCGAAUGCGAAAGGAUUUGGGGCUAUUU
Molecule: messenger RNA, 657 nt
Organism: Mesorhabditis belari
Lineage: Eukaryota; Metazoa; Nematoda; Chromadorea; Rhabditida; Rhabditidae
Source: the annotation of a GenBank genome assembly